Pelecanus crispus (Dalmatian pelican) is the source of this 423-nucleotide messenger RNA. The record is from RefSeq and is a predicted model, not a curated record. Lineage: Eukaryota; Metazoa; Chordata; Aves; Pelecaniformes; Pelecanidae.
GUCUCCUCCUCAGAUCCUGUCACCGUGGAAGUUCCCCCCAAGAGCCCUGAUGGGAGUGAGAAGUCUCCUCAGUCCAAGGAGCUACUGACCAGUAACACGGCCAGCACCCUCUGCAUCAGCUCCCGGAGUGAGUCCGUCUGGACCAGUGCAUCAAGAAGCAAGUGGGACAUAUACCACAAGCCCGUCAUUGUUGUGUCUGUUGGAGCAGCCGUCUUCCUCUUUGGGAUGGUCAUCACCAGCCUGUCUUGCAUCCAAAUCAGGAACAAAAACAUUUACAAAAUGUGUGGCCCGGCUUUCCUGUCCUUGGGACUGAUGCUCCUUGUUUGUGGCCUUGUCUGGAUCCCCAUCAUUCGGAAGAAGCAGAAGCAGAGACAGAAGUCACAGUUUCUGCAGAGCCUCAAGUCCUUCUUCUUUAACCGCUGA